Messenger RNA from Drosophila nasuta, 511 nucleotides. RefSeq names its product hydrogenase maturation factor HypB-like. The record is from RefSeq and is a predicted model, not a curated record. The coding region runs from base 78 to 377 and encodes 99 amino acids. The transcript has 4 exons. Lineage: Eukaryota; Metazoa; Arthropoda; Insecta; Diptera; Drosophilidae.
GAAGAAGUAACAAGCUUACAAACAAUGAAAUACGGGUGGAUAAUAUUUUGCUAUUUCAACUCGUUCUAUUGUUGUCGAUGCAACCGAGGGAAGCAAGUGGCGAAUGUUGUCCGGGUAUAGGUAUUUGGUGCCUGGAUCUCACAGUAAAGACGCCCUGCUGUGGGUUAAAACCAUGCAAUAUUUUUUGCUGCGAUUGCGGCAAAUGUAGACGGGGAAUAUUGUCCCGCAAUAGCCAUGGUGAACAUUCUCAAAGAAGUUCCGGUCGUCAUGAUCAUCAUCAUACCCAUAGUCGUGAUCAUCACCACAAACACAAAGGAAGAAAACAUUCCAAUUCCUGCAAGUACACAAUUCUCGCCAUGUGGACAUCAAAGGAAUAAGCUUUUUAUAAACAAUUAAUUUAAUACUGAGAAUUAAAUUGCUCUUAUUGAAGUUGAGUUAUAUUGAUAUACGAAAUAUCUUUUGUGUGUUUUUGGACUAAUCCAUAAUAAUAAUAAUAUAUUCAUGAAAAUUU